AUGACCAUCACCAAGCCCACCAAAAACGCAUGGCAGAAGAAGGGAUUAGGUGAGUAUUCCCUAAUAGCCAGUAUAGUAGGUAGUAGCUGGUCAUGUCCAAUUACACUUUGACUAUAUAACAUUUCAGGUGCUUUCAAGUACAUUGUUUAGAUUGGCUAACCACAGUGGCUGCUUUGCUUUGCAGAAGUACACUCUACAGCGGCCUUCUUGGACCUCUCCCUGACCUCUCAGUUCUCCAGAUAGAAGAGGCAUACAAGAACUUUGACUCUCUAUCCAAGCCAUUGAUCUGCAGCAUGGGGAUGUCUGCUGAAAAGCUUUUAGUCGACUCCCACUUUGGAAAGGUACAGGUGGGGAGCCUCCUGUCUUACCAGCAGCCUCCAAUCACAUCGCAACACAUAGUUCACCAUAAGGAGACACCACCAUUCCCUUCACUGCCCCUGGAUGGCUACAGACUGGAGAGCAACUUUCAAGGCUGCACAUUUGAGCUCAGUGAAGAAGACCAGCUUCACAUAGUCUCUUCAGGUGAGCUUCGCAACAGCCCAUAAAAUAGAGGAAGCUACUAGAGAACAGAGUGCUGUCUCCGACUGGCAGGUGCUCCGGAAACCAAGACUGAACUCGUCAUGGUUCCGAGAGUCUUGCCAUGUGAGAGGGCUGACAUCCGCAGGCAAUGUAGCUGAAAGGAUCCUCAAAGGCACAGCACCAACAGCUGACAUGAAGAGGGGACUGGAGUUGGAGAUGGAGAUGGAAGCAGCCAGUGGCCUCAUCAUACAUCCUGACGUCCCUUGGCUUGCCUCUUCUCCUGAUGGCCUGGUGUACAACCCUCUCGAGCAUCCACCUUUUGGCCUAGUUGAGAUUAAGAACCCGAACGUAAAGGGUUUUGUGGAUUGUAAGUACAUUCACAUGCACAACGGUGAACCUUCCCCAAAGAGGCAGCAUACAUCACUGGGUUGGAGU
Molecule: messenger RNA, 954 nt
Organism: Coregonus sp. 'balchen'
Lineage: Eukaryota; Metazoa; Chordata; Actinopteri; Salmoniformes; Salmonidae
Source: the annotation of a GenBank genome assembly